AUGUGCCACUUUCGGGUCUCCUCACACUGCUGCCAGGUCCAUACUGAUUCAUGGCCCCCUGCCUCUGUAUGGCCUUUAAUUUAAGCUGCUUACGCUCCGCCACUCUGCCAUGGGCCCCUGUACCGCCUCCUCUUGCUGCUGCCAGGUCCAGAGUGUGUCAUGGGUCCCUGUACGGCCUCCCAUUGCUGCUGACUUCAUCGCCAGACUCUGCCAUGUGCCACUUUCAGGUCUCCUUACACUGUUGGUGGGUUCCAUUUUGUGAUAGGGUGCUGUAUGGCCUUCCAUUGCUGCUGCCUCCACCGCCACCCUGCGCCAUGUGCCUC
This is a messenger RNA of Staurois parvus, 323 nucleotides long. Lineage: Eukaryota; Metazoa; Chordata; Amphibia; Anura; Ranidae. The record is from the annotation of a GenBank genome assembly.